AUGGGCGCAGACCAGAAGCCCUUCUCAGAAGGGCCAGCGCAACAAGAGCCUUCCAGUGGCAAGGCCCCCAGAAGCUGGGUGCCCCGCGCAUGCGACCGCUGUCGUAAACGCAAGGCUCGAUGUGACCAACAAGUACCGUGUCGCAACUGCGCCGAGGCCAGUGUGACCUGUACCCACGACGCGCCAGUCCUCAAGCGUGGUCCUAGACCAAAGCCACGCAACCGUGACGUCGAGAGUCGUCUGCGCAACCUCGAAAGCCUGCUGGCCAGCAUCUCCAAUGGCGGAUCGUCGGCUGCGAUUUCCUUGUCGCGUCGCGAGCUCGACCAGAUCCGCGUUGCAGCUCACAUUACGCCUGGCCCAGACACCUCACCUUCCUCGGACGAGACUAGACCCACAUCUGCCUCGGCGCAGCAGACUUGGGCUGCUGGCCAGACGCCAGCCGUGGAUGCUGUGGGAACUCCGGGCUCGGUCGUCGCCGCGACGCCGUCCACUGUUCCGGCUCCCCUUGCAGCAGCUUCUCAACCCGACGUGGACAACUAUGUCCCGUCCAUCGUCUUUGACCCCUUUGGCGUCCCCACACCUUCGCAAUCCCUCCCAGACAUGAGCGCCAACCCCCAGCUGCAGCAGACCAUGUACGACCCCGCGGCGGCUGUCCCGGCCUACAACCCCUCGGGCGGCGUGAGAAGCCCCGUCGCGAGCAAGGGCCAGGACCUGCUCUACCGCGACGCCGAGGGCCAGACCAAGUGGCUCGGUCCGUCCAGCGGCAUGCCGUUGCUUGACCGCCUCAAGGUCAAUGGCCAGCAGCAGUGGAACCCUCCUCUGGACGACAAUGGCAACGCCUUGACCGACGAGUGGAUGUCCUUGUCCAACGCCAUUGGUGUCGACGUUGAGCACACGACGCUAGAGGAGUUUGCCACCUCGGGUGGCCCUCCCACGGCUGCGGUGUCUCCCUCGAGCUCGAACGACGACUUUUUGUGGGAGCGCGUCACCAACGUUAUCCCUCCAGACCUCAUCGACGCGCUCGUCAGGUCGUACUUUACCAUCAGUCACCUUUUGUGGCCGAUUCUCCACGCGCCGACGUUUAUGCAGUCGUACGUGUCGGCGGACCACCGCAAGAACCCCUCUUUCGUCUCCCUCGUCCUCUCCAUCUGCUCCUUGUCGUCCCGCUACACCCCGGACGCGCGUCUGCGCGCCACGACGGCGACUGGCAACAUUCUCGCCCUGGACCUCAUUGCUCUCGCCAAGGAGGUCAUUUCGUCGACUGCCGCCGAGCGCUCCGACCUCUACCUCGUACAGGCGCUCUUCAACCUCGCAGUUGUGCAGGAGGGUACAGCCAGGACGAACCAGCUCUGGUGGUACCUCAGCCAGGCCGUCAGCAUUGCCAUGGACAUGGGUCUCCACCGCCGCAAGGACGAGUACCACUUCACCGCUGUCGACUUGGAAGAGCAGAAGCGCACGCUCUGGGCGCUGUACUGCCAGACCGUGCAGGCGAGCUGCACGUACGGUCGUCCUUCCAUGCUCCGCCUCCAGGACAUUGAGCUGGACGAGCCGGCAGCUGUUGACGACGUCUACAUCUCCGUGGACAGGGGCAUUGGCACCCAGCCUCCAGACCGCCCCUCAGUCAUGGCCGGCUUUGUCGCUGGUGUCCGCCUCCACAUGAUCCUUGAGAGGACGAUCCGGCGCGUCAACCACGUUGUGCGCGAAGCCGACGAGACCAACCCCUCGUUCAUCGACCUCGUGUCGUCGGUUUCGCCUCGCACGUUCCGUGUCGAGGACGAGCUCGAGCUCCUCCCUCACAUCACCGAUGGCCUCGUUGGCGACUGGUCCUUCUCACCCUCGACCGUGUCCGACUCGGACAGCGUCCGCUUCUUCCAGCGCACCCGUGUCUUCACUCUGCAGCAGUUUGUCCGCCUCCUCUCCGCGCGCCAGCGCUUCACCGAGAUGCUCGGCUCGGACGCUUCCAGCGGCAACGCCGAGGAGCAGCCCCUGCUGCAGCAAAUCACCCAGUCGGCCCUGGGCAUUAUCGGCACGUACUCGAUCAUCGACACCCAGGCGCGUCUCGACUACUUUGGCGCCCACGCCAUCUCGCAGCUCACCCAGGCUGGCGCAGGGCUCAUCGGCGUCAUCCUGCACGUCCGGUCGGCCACGUUGCCGGGCAGCGACAGCGUGCUCCAGGUCGCGCUGCAGGGUCUUUGCGCGAGCAUCCUCGUGCUCAGGAAACUUGGCCAGCGGCGCCCAGCGGGAAACCGUUCUGCCGAGCUUCUCCUCGAAUUCGCCCGUGCCUGCCGUAUUGCCAUCCCCGGCCUGCCCGGAGACGCACCAACGCCCAGCAACGUCGAGGUGCCAAUGCUGCGUGCGCUGCCGCGCCGGUCCAACUCGACCACUGGACCGCGUCCCGACCAGUCGCUCAGCCAGGCCCAGUUUGACGAGUGGCUCGGCAUCGCCCUGCAAGGUACUGGCGACGUGUGGAUGGGUCCGCCAGACCAGGCGUCCUUCACUCCCGACCCGGGAGCGGGCUACGUGCAGGUGUAG
Apiotrichum porosum is the source of this 2532-nucleotide messenger RNA. RefSeq lists its product as uncharacterized. Gene Ontology annotation, biological process: DNA-templated transcription; regulation of DNA-templated transcription. The record is from RefSeq and is a predicted model, not a curated record. Bases 1 to 2532 code for a protein of 843 amino acids. Lineage: Eukaryota; Fungi; Basidiomycota; Tremellomycetes; Trichosporonales; Trichosporonaceae. The transcript has 6 exons. Gene Ontology annotation, molecular function: zinc ion binding; DNA binding; DNA-binding transcription factor activity, RNA polymerase II-specific.